GAACAUAUCAUCGACACGUUCGAAAGGUGGCCGAAUUUCCUUUCCUCUUUCACUCAUCAACUCUCAAAGUCAAAGAAACAACAAAGCAAUGAUGGACUGGUACAACAACGACGAAGACAACCACCGCUUGGACGAUGACAUUAUUGUAGUGCAAGAGACACGAUAUCAUCAUCAUCCCAAUGACUCGCUCCUGAUCGAUCAGCAGAGCCAAAACCUGUUUCUUCUGAGCCCCACCCAGCGACGAUCACCACGACGACAGCGACCUUUGGGGCCAGGCGCUACAGCAGCCAUUUUGGCCGCCAGUCAAGAAGAAGCGCGACAGCAUUACUUUGGUGGUGAUGGUGAUGAUGGUAGUGCAUCGGACGGGGAUGAAGCAAGUCACAAUCAAGAGGAAGCAUCCCCUCAGAAUGCCUUUGCCAGUCUGGAAUCCUUAUUGCAACAGCAACCAACGUUGUCCAUGACACAGGAGGAAGAGGGCAACCACGGAGGAGAUGAAGCGAAAAAGGCCAGUUGUUUGCCUGUGAACAAGGAGUGUGGACCAUUGGACACCUCUGUCACCGCAAAAGAAGACGACGAAAAAGAGAAUGCCCAAACUCCAUUGUCGGCAUCAAUUUCUCAGCAAACCAAGGACAAACCGAAAAGGAAAGAGGGUGAAAGGGAUGGCGACAAGCAUGACGAUCCAAUGGCUUUUCGGGACGAAACAAGGGUUCCAGAGAAGUCGUCAUCACCGGCACAUGAAUCUUGGCCAACCACAAAUGAUGAUGAUGGCAAUGACAGAGGAAGAUCUGAUUUUGUGGAUUCAUCAGGAAUAAUGCCACCCAGAUCCCGUUCACACAGCAGCAAUAAUAAACACAGCAACAAAAAGCGAUCUGCCGAGUAUCACAAUAACAGUGACUUUAGACGACAGCAACAACGGCGCACGUCGUCCAGUCGCAGCAACAAGACCAGCACCAAACAGUACAAAAAGACAAUCCACCAUUCUCCCUCCAUGAUGAUGAUGGAAGUGGAACCCAGCAAAGCGUUGCGUCGCCAACUGCAAAAGAGCAAAAAGACGAGUCGGUCCAGGUCUGCUGACAGGCAAGAUCUGACAAACAGUCGACCUUGGAAGCGUCGACAACAUCGAUCCUCCUCGCCGGCAGUCGUCACACAAAAGAGGUCCAAAUCGCCAACGGUGGAGAAAUCCAAUCGAUCUUUGGUUGGUUCCAGACCCGCAGGUUGGGAAAGAGGUCCACUGGGUGGAAUAUCGUUUCGCAGCAGCACAAGUCGUGGUCGCAGCAAAAGUGGGGAUCGACAACGAAAGCGUCCGGAUGAUUCUUACAACAACAACUCGUCCACCAGAUUGCGACAACAGCAACAGAACGGGCGUCGACGCAAUACCACAAAGCAGGACACGGCUUUUCCGAUCAAUGCUUUGGUGAGUGCAUCUUUCAAAACAACAACGACAACAACCCCCACAACACGAAAGCGAGGACCUAGCAUUUUUGACGAUAGAACGCAAAUGAUGACGACGACGAAUGAUGAUUCUGAUCCAGAACCCAUGGAUGUUGACCAGAUUGAAGACAACCUCUCCGACGGGGAGAAGGAAGAGACGCCGACAAACAAGUCAGCAGCAGUGCAACACACCUCCUUCUUGGCUACCGUCCGAGCACCGAGUCGACGCAAGUCCACCGGCGACAAGAGUGGAGAUGCCGUCACAAUCACCAACAACAAUCCUGGACUGCUAAAGCUCUUGCAGAAACUCAGGAACGAUAUACAGAGGGACAAGACGUGUUUGCGUAGUGGCGAAUACCCGUUUCCGAACAAGAUUUCCAGUCGAUUUGACGACUGUGAUCCCCGCUGCCGUGCUUCCUCUUACAUGGAUGUCACAAUCGUGGGUGAAACCUGGUUCCCAUCGCAUGACAAUGGCAGUUCGGGUCGUCAGGCACGGUCCAACUCCAGCAUGGUCGUCUUGGGCUACAUCCACAGUCAUCACCUGUAUCCAGAACGGUCUGCAAUGACAUCAAUAACGCAACCGACGAGCAGCUGUUUUGCGUGGAUCAACUUUUCCGGAGAGACGCUCCAAGAGCAUGGCCUCCUUAGCAAUCCAGCGGGGAAUCAGCUCAGAAUCUACAAUGCUGUUGUCGUCCCGCUUGUGGUAGACAAAAGCGUAGACAGCCAAGAGGAGAUGGCCACGACGAACGUAUGCCGUUUCAACGUCAUCUGCUCUCAGCUCUGCGAGCCAUACCCGACACAGAUCCUUGGGCAGCUAGAGCCGACCAUCUCUGAACUCUUGGCACCAACUCGCAGUGAGGGCGGCCUGCGAGGAGCAAGUCUCGCGCCAUGAGUCUUGUCGACCAAAAAGCAAUAGAUUCACGGCGAACUUGGACAAAUGUCUGCUGACUAGCUACAGGAGGAAAGUGUCAACAGCAGAAAUGCACCAAUUUGUCUUUCCUAAGGCUCCUAUUCAGUGGAGUAAGUAGGAAUAUGAGCACAAUAUUUCAAUAUUUACUAAAACCCAAUGCGCCCAAGAUUUAGUAGAUCUAGGUGUCCUUGUGGGCAAUUAUCCAGUACCGUAGUAAAAGAAGGGAGCA
Seminavis robusta is the source of this 2570-nucleotide messenger RNA. The record is from the annotation of a GenBank genome assembly. NCBI's taxonomy places the organism in Eukaryota, Bacillariophyta, Bacillariophyceae, Naviculales, Naviculaceae.